Armigeres subalbatus is the source of this 2717-nucleotide messenger RNA. It is a transcript of the gene DIP-lambda, whose product is annotated as protein amalgam. The record is from RefSeq and is a predicted model, not a curated record. The coding region runs from base 997 to 2673 and encodes 558 amino acids. Gene Ontology annotation, cellular component: neuron projection. NCBI's taxonomy places the organism in Eukaryota, Metazoa, Arthropoda, Insecta, Diptera, Culicidae. The transcript is spliced from 12 exons.
UUGAGCAAACAUCAAAACCUUCACAGAAAAUAGCCUGUUUCCGUUUUUUGUUGUUGUCGGUUCGGUGUGUGCGCCCCAAAAGGGCGUUAAGGAUUGCGUGAUAUAGAAAGAAACGGGAACGGUCGGGGGAGCCGAUGAAAGACGCUCCUCGAGUAUCCUGCUGUGACUGCCCGCGGCGUACUUGAGUUCGGAACAUGGAAGAAGUCAGUGAUAUUGUGUGCUGAUAGAUGAUAAUUGGAAUAAACGAUGUGAUGGAAAGAGAGUGAUUUUAGAUAGGCAUAUGCUGAGUUGUUAUUGUUGUGAGAAUCGGAAAUCCAAAUUGAACGGAAGGAAGGCACGCGAACGGAAACAAGUUCAAACGAUUAUCGACUCAAAGAUUGUUGCAACUCCAGACAGGACCUGAGGCCAGUAUAAGCAGCUAAGCCGAUUACGGUGUCUGUCACAUGCGGGAGCAGCAGCUGCUGGAGGUGUCGCACGUCAUCUUUUCCGGACGAGCAGUAUCCUACCGGAAGAAAAAUCACCGCAGUCAGUCAGAUCCAAACACCCCUGAUGAUGGCUGCAACACAAUUAGACAAGAAUUCAACUCAGCGUAGCUCUCAAUUACGGUGAAACCUAUUAUCAUCAGCGUGCCAUCAUCAUUAGAAUGAAGCAAUGCCCGAAGAUCCGCUCCUGAAAGACCAACGAACACUUUGUUGUGGUGAAAAUUUCGCAUCCUCCCGUAGAACACUGAAAGCACCAUCUGCUGGCAGCCACCGACGACGUUCGGUUUAUACAUUUCCAAUGCAAUUUGAAAUUGCUUUCCGCCGAAAAUACCCCUAUCUGGCCACGUGACUGUGCUGGGAAAGUGAAGAUAUAAAAAAAAUAACAAUACGAUAAAUGGAAGUGCCAUUCGGAGAAGAAGCCAAAUGUGCAUAAUAGUCAGUAAUCGUAGCAGGAGAAGCCAAUGGUCUUGUUGUGUGAAACAGUGAAUCGUACCUCAUGCACAUGGUGCAGUGAAUGAGUAAGCGGGAAAGCAUUAUAAUAUCACAAAGUGGCGCUAGAAAUAGUAAAAGUGAAACCUGGAACCGAGCAGUGCCGAAACGGAGCAUAGAAAUGGGACACAUAAAUUUUGUGGAGCUCAAGCUUUUGUUGAAUAUAUUGUUUGUGGCCAUACUGGUGAAUGGACAUGGAUCACAAACGGAGACACAGCCGGAGUUUUUGGCUCCAUUGGACAAUCUUACGGUGACACAGGGACGAGAUGUGUCUUUUACUUGCGUGGUCAACAAUCUCGGACAAUAUAGGGUAGCAUGGAUAAAAUCCGACACGAAAGCGAUUCUGGCCAUCCACACCCACAUGGUGGCCCUGAAUCAGAGGCUGUCGGUCACGCACAACGGACACAAUACCUGGAAGCUGCACAUCUCGCACGUUCAGCUCAACGAUUCAGGAAGUUACAUGUGCCAAGUCAACACGGACCCGAUGCGGCAUCAGUCCGGAAACCUCGAGGUUGUUGUCCCACCGGACAUCCUCAACACCAACGAUCCGAACAGUGCCUCACUAGAGGAAGGCGUUGCCAACGAGGGUGGCAACAUUCAACUUUUGUGCCAAGCGGUUGGAGUGCCGCUUCCGAAUGUGCAGUGGCGCCGAGAGGGCGGUAAGGACAUCGUGGUGCGGACCGAAGGCCGAGAGAAACAAGUUGUGAAGUUCGUCGAAGGCGAACGGUUGAUGCUGAACCAGGUGCAACGAACCGACAUGGGUGGCUAUCUGUGCAUUGCUUCGAAUGGGAUUCCACCCUCCGUUAGUAAACGAUACGACGUGCAAGUGAACUUUCCACCCAGUGUCAAGGCGGGCAAUCAGUUGGUAGCCGCCCCGGUCGAAAGUCACGUCAUGCUCCAGUGCAUCGUGGAAGCUUUCCCAACGCCCCUCAACGGGUGGUACAAAAAUGACGGUAUCAAGCUGUAUCAAGGGGAAAAGUAUGUGAUCGACGAGGAGAAAAUCAAUGCGUUCACCUGGCAGCUCAACCUUACGAUAAAGCAUCUGCAGAAGACGGACUUCGCUCCGUACGUUUGUUCAAGCAUCAACGCCUUGGGAAAGGCCGAUGCACGGAUUCGGUUGCAAGAGCUGCGAUUGCCGCCGAAACCGACCACAACUCCGACGCCGUACGUGCCGCCGACACCGAAGCAGCCCCGCCGGAAGCAGCAUCAUCAGAGCCACGGCAAAGGAAGCCACGAUGGCAACGGAAAGGGCGCUGGCCUCGGCAACGGUUUCAACCGGGACAGCUACAUCAUCAAUCACAUCCAGGAGAACGAUAUGCUCGGAGGGUUCGCCUCGGAAGUGCCACCGAAGGGAGCCUAUGGAACCGGCGUGGGAUACGGUUCCGGUGCCGGCGGAAUGUACGGCCCGGGAUCCAACCUCGGCACCGGUCCGGGUGGCAACAGCCUGGAAAAAGUGCGCAACACUCAGAUGCCAGCGUCGAUUCCCUCGCGGCAACCGCCCCACUGGAUACUGAACAGCAACGGGGCCGCACUGAGUACACGGGCGGGGUCGACCACGCUGCUGGUGGCACUCGCUAUGAUCCUUCCCCGGUGGUCGAUCCCCCGGCGGUGGUGGAGCGGGGUGUCGCUGGUGACGGGCCUCGCGAGCAGUUGUUGUUCGCUGAUGAUUUAUAGUCUGUUGAUGUUGCUGACAUUUACAUGAAAUUAUGUCUACUGCUGUUGGGUGUUAUCAUUACUGUUAGGAUG